UUAAGUUGAGAACGUAAUGGAUAAUAGGUAAGCAAUUUCAGAAAAAUAGAAACCCCUGGCCAUUCUCUUCAAGAAAAGAGAAACCUGGUCUACUCCCGCCAAGAAAAGGGAGCUAUCCAAAUCUAUCUCGUAUCAUUUGGUAUCAGAGCCUUGAUCCGGGUUCCGAUCACGAUGAGCUCAGAGAGACCGUCAAGGGAGGAACUCAUCAAUCAGGCAAUCCAAAUGCUAGACAGUGUCAUCGCUACCUGCGGCAAGAUGAUUGCUUCAUAUGACAAACACAUGUCAGCAACAACACCAACGCAGCUGCGAGUUGAGACCCUGGCCGCCAUGGAAAAGGCGGAGAUCGCCAUCCCACCUAUAGUACCCGCACCGCCACCGUCGCAAGCUGAAGCUCUAGUCGAGUUUGUAGAGGACGAGGAAGAAGAUGCUGUUGGCGCAAAGCCUGUACAGUCGUUGUCGUUGUCGUCGUUCCCUCUUGCCGCGCCGACUAGUGUCUCCCAACCACUGCCGCUGCAAUUCAAAAUCCUCACUGCCAUGGAAGCCGUGAAGAUCACUCCACAAUCAAGCCCCGUUGCACCACUGGUCAUCGCUCCACUACUGUCGAUGCCUACCGCUGUUGGUUCUGUUGACAUUGCUCCACUAUCGCCGCAGAUUGAAAAAUUAUUGAGUUCGCCGAUCGCAUCCCCUGUGCACACAACAGACCUGCCAUCGAUUGUCAUUGAGCUGGAAUCACCACUUGAACCAGCAGCCCUAACCGCUCCUUUUUCACCAAGCCUCGACGGAAAGCAUCAUCAUGUGGGAAAGCUGCAAACUUUGUUGGUUAAGGGUCGUCCACGACAAAUAAAUGGAUACGUCCUAUCAUUGGGUAUCAGAAUAACCACCAAAUGUGUUAUUUACAAUAGAGGCAGAAGAAUAUUGGGUCAAAUAAACCCUUGGAGAUUUAGGAAGAAACGUGAGACUUCUCUAGGAAUGUUUGGUGUUGAUGGCCACUGUCUAAAUUGGUGGAAAAGAAAGAAGGGUCGAGCUAACAUAGCUAAGAUCGUCAAGAAGUGGGACAAAAAUCUGCUUCUAAAGGGGAAGCUAGAUCCACCAACGUGGAGGGAAACCAUGCCCUGCACCAUUGAUUCGUGCUACAUUGAUGAAGUCUUCGACGAAAAGAUAUACAAGUGGAAGCACGAGGAGAAAGCAACUGCCGCUGCUGACAAUGACAACGAUGAGUCCAUGGAUGUUGAUGCGUCCUUACCCCCAACAGCAAUGCGGGUGGCGGUCCCCUCUGCCGACAAUCCCCACAAGCCGACCUUCAAGACCCUAACCCACGGAGGGGUGAUCAUUGAGAGGGUUUCACAAAGGAACUGGAAGCGUUUCAGGAAGCACCUAUUGUGGCCAACGGUUAUGAGCAGGCAAGUGACGUGGCUCGAGGAGAAAAUGAACUAGCUGAAAAGGGUUGAACGAGUUAUAGGAGGUAAUGGGCAGGCAGGUUCAGCUAUUUGGGUUGACUUAUAGAUCAAACCAAUUGACUGGUAUGGAUCGAGGAUGGAAACGUGUCAAGGAAGGUCUCUUCCCGUGGAUGAUGCUACCUGCAUGUUGUCUUACGUUUUCCAUGAUUGCUUCAUUCAACUCGGCCUUGAGGACAAGGCCUUUUUUUCGGGGUUGGUAAUGAUAAGCCCGUAAUAAAGCCUCGUACCAAGA
Messenger RNA from Linum trigynum, 1689 nucleotides. Lineage: Eukaryota; Viridiplantae; Streptophyta; Magnoliopsida; Malpighiales; Linaceae. The record is from the annotation of a GenBank genome assembly.